ACCCAUAGGCCUUGCAGGGAAUUCGAGCGAAAAUACAAGCCGCACAUGCAUUUUGCAUUGCUGAUUACCGACACACUCAGCAGACGACAUCCAUACUGCUGUUCUCGUAUCGUGAGAAUCUGAACCCGUCGUAUACCCGCCACAAGUUUUAUAUGGAUUUUACAGGAUAUUUUAUACGGGAUAUUAUCAAUUUUGAUUUCAUUGCAUUAGCAUCGGACCCUUAUUACAGGAGUACACAUUAAGAGUUCGUCAUCUUCACUUGAAUCAUACUGACUGGUUCCAUGAUUUUCAAGUUGUGCAAAGUGGAAAUGGAUAUCUACCGGGAUUGGAGCUCAGAGGUGAAAGUUAGAUAAAAAACUGUUCAACAGAGAGGAUUAAAAAAUUUGAGUGUGUCAAAAGUUUGGAAUCUAACAAAUAAUUUUCCAUGAUGACGACCUGCAUGCUUCAAGGAAAGCGGUUCUACUGCCGUGAAUGGGCCUUCCAGAAGCUUGUCCAUGGCUUGGACAACAGACAGGCUUCAAGAACAUGUGGAACUCUAAUUAUGGGAGGUCCAGGAAGUGGAAAGACGGCGGUCUGCUCCGAAAUUGUCUGGCCGACUAGUUCGGGGAAGCAACGUAGCCUUACAAAGAGGAUGCUGGCAUAUCAUUUCUGUGAGGCUCACAAUCGAGAAUCCCUGUCCGUGUCAAAGUUCAUUCUAGGACUGGUCAACAUGAUCACACGCUCCACUCUCAUCCAUGGCUAUGACGAGAAGCUGAGGGACCCAAGUGUGCAAGCCGUCCUAGAGCCUGCUGCCUGUGAGCGUAAUCCAGAUGAAGCAUUCAAGAAUGGAGUCUUGGUGCCUCUUUGUUCUCUAAACCCACCAUCUCGUAACUGCUUCAUUCUUGUGGAUUCUUUGGACGAGGCUUAUCCUGUGAUGGAAGGAGAUAGUCCUGCAGGAAGCAGAACCAUUGCAGAGCUUCUUGCAAAUCACCAUGAACUUUUUCCACCUUGGCUCUGCCUCCUGUGCAGUGCGCGCCGUCAAAGUAAGACUGUUACGCGUAUGUUCACAGGUUUUCGUAAGCUCAGCCUGGACGAUCUUCGCAAGUCCCAUGUAGUGAGGGAUGUACAGCAGUACAUAUUGAGGAGACUAGAUCAUGAGGAGGCAAUACGUACGCAGCUGAGUAAAGACACUGCAGAAAUGCUGAAUCAGUUGCAUAUCAAGAGCAAUGGGUGCAUCAUGUAUCUGGAGAAAGUGCUGGAUGGAGUGGCAGAUGGCUUCAUUUCACUUCAAGACAUCACUGAAAUUCCAGGAACUCUAAAUGGAUUGUACCUAUGGUUGUGCCAGCGCCUGUUCCUGAAAAAGCAGUUUACGAAAAUCAGACCGGUUCUUGGAGUAAUGCUUGCUGCUCAGUGCCCUCUUACUGAGCUUGAACUUUAUGCAUGUGCAAAGACUCGCAAUUUUGCCCUGACAAGAGAGGAGUUUCAGGACAGGCUGAAGAUGAUGUGCAAAAUUCUGGUGAGAAGUAAGGACAACCGGAUUCUAAUAUUUCAUUAUAGCUUCUCUGAAUGGCUGCUUGAUGUCAAAUAUUGCACACAGAAGUACAUGUGCAGUCUCACUGAAGGCCACACCAUGCUUGCAUUGAGGUAUACAUGUAGUGCUCCAGACUUGACCCCUUCACAGGUGCAGGACUUUGCAAGAAAUCUGAUCCAAGCAGGGAUUUCACCACCUCUAGAUAGUAGCCAUCUAGCACUGUGGCUAAUUUGGGCCGGUACACCACUCUAUGAUUGCCUAGCUUCUCAGUCCCCAAAGGAUAAGCAAGUCACACAACUAUUGGUCAGUGCUGGUGCUCGAGUUGUAGAUAUGGACAGGAAUUCUUUGAUUCUCCAAGAUGCUCUUGAGAAACAGGAAUCUCUGCAUUCACUCAUUAGUAGUGGUGCAUCAAUAAACCAAGUUGAUAGCAAUGGUCGCUCACUUCUUGCCAAUGCUGCCUACAGCGGGAAUCUGGAAGUUGUUCAAUCAUUACUCAUCUAUGGUGCAGAUGUUGGAGUAACAGAUAGGACAGGCCAAACAGCUCUUGGGUUGGCAUCUCGACAUGGACAUAUGGAAGUUGUUGCUUUGCUGUUGAGCCAUGAUGCUGAGGUUGAUCAUGUGGAUCAUGAUGGAUGGACACCUUUGCGCUCUGCAGCCUGGGCUGGCCAUACAGACGUUGUUACAACACUUCUCAACAAAGGAGCAGUAGUGGAUUGUAGUGAUCACAAUGAAAAGAGAACUGCAUUGAGAGCAGCAGCAUGGGGCGGUCAUGCAGAUAUUGUGAAAACUCUUGUUGAUCAUGGUGCCAAUGUCAAUCAAGCGGAUCAUGAAGGAAGGACUGCACUUAUAGCUGCAGCAUACAUGGGACAUAGUGCUAUUGUGGAAUAUCUUGUAAACAAUGGGGCAGAAAUAAACCAUGAGGACUUUGAUGGUCGUACUGCAUUGUCUGUUGCCGCAAUGUCCAUCGCUGUUAAUCAGGGACAUACUGAUGUUGUUACACUUCUGAUUGAGAAAGGUGCUGCUGUUGAUCAUAGGGACCAUGAGGGAAUGUCACCACUGUUGGUUGCUGCCUACGAAGGCCACCAAACUGUUGUUGAACUACUGUUAGAAGGUGGAGCUGAUGUUGAUCAUACUGACAAUAACAACAGGACAGCAUUGAUUGUAGCUGCUUCUAUGGGACACCCCACAAUUGUUAGGACACUUCUCUAUUGGGGUGCUGCUGUGGAUACAAUCGAUGGAGAAGGAAGGACGGUAUUAUCUAUCGCUGCAUCUCAAGGUAAUUGUGAGAUUGUCCGCAUGUUGCUGGAGAGGGGAUUAGAUGAGAUGCACAAAGAUAACCAUGGAUGGACACCAUUACAUAUGUGUGCUUAUGAGGGUCACCAAGAUGUCUGCCUUGCAAUCCUUGAGCAGGGGCCUCAUGUCACUGUGGACAUUGCUGAUCGGGAUGGACGUACUCCUCUUGUACUUGCUGCUCAAGAGGGGCAUAUGGAAGGUGUGAAGGUAUUGCUGGUGCAUGGUGCCAACGUUAGUCAUUGCUCCCAUGAUGGUCGUACAGCACUCAGGGCAGCUGCAUCAGAGGGACAUCAGGAACUUGCGUGCUUAUUCUUGGAGCAUGGUGCAGACAUCAAUUACAGAGAUGCUGAAGGAAGAUCAACUAUGUAUAUGCUUGCCUUGGAAAACAAACUCCCUAUGGCUCAGUUCUUUUUGGCAAAUGGUGCCGAUACCGAACUUUGCGACACAGAAGGUAGAACCGCUCUCCAUGUAGCAUCAUGGCAAGGCCACUCUGAUAUGGUCUCUCUCAUCCUCCAAAGUAAUGCAAAUCCCAAUGCAGUUGAUAAGGAACGCAGGUCUGUGCUGCAGUCAGCAGCAUGGCAAGGCCAUGUCUCUGUGGCAAAGGUAUUAUUGGAAAGAGGAGCUGAUAUCAACCACACAUGUAAUCAAGGUGCAUCUGCACUUUGUAUUGCUGCACAAGAAGGCCACGUCGAUGUUGUCAAAGCCCUUCUCCAGUAUGGCGCUAAUCCAAAUCAUGCUGAUGAGCACGGACGUACACCAAUGAAAGUUGCCUUGAAGGGUGGCCACGAGGAAGUCAGUAAGUUAUUGGAAGAUUAUGGUGUUCAAAAUCCCUUGUCACCUCCAUCAAGCAGAGCAUCUUCAAAGAGAAGUGGUAGUUCUUUGUCAUCAAGCAACAGUGACAAUAAGCCAUCAGUUUUAACUAAUGGUGCCUUACUCCAAGGUAGUUCUCCCUCAAACUCUCCAGACUCUACUUAUGACAAGAGAAAAUCUUGCACUUCAAAUCCUUCAACAAAGUCGUCAUCAAAUCUAACAAACUCUACCAACAACUCAUGCUUGCAUCUAAGUGCAAUGAGGGAAAACCGAACAACAACGUCUUUCACAGAGCAGCUACAACAACACAUGGUGUCACACAAGAGAGCCCCUUCCCCACGAACAUGCUCUCCAGACCCCAAUCUGAUGAGAAAUGGCACUCCAACAAAAAUUACACCAACAAGUUCUUUCCAGACAAUACCUGAAAACAUCACUACAGCUCAUAGUUCAGAGCAGCUGCAAGGAACCCCAAAACAUGGUAGUAGAAGACAGCCAUCUGGACCAUCCAGUGCUGCAUCCCGUAGAACACAGUCACCUGCUCAUACAUCUCGGUCGUCAUCUCCUUCAAUGCAUCAACAACGGGAACAGCUAUCAGCAACCCCAAGUGAAGGAUCCUCCCAACCAUCUCCACGGCACUCCCCUAGGCGCCAGAGCUCUUCAAGCGCUCCAAGCUCCCCAACUAAUUCCGAUGAGCGGAAGCCACCACCAACCCCUCAGAGAGUGCGGAAGUCUUCAAAUCCCCUUCCUAAUGGAUCAUCACAGCAUGUGAUGGUACACAAUGUGAAGUCUGCUUCACCAUCACCAACAAGACGUCCCGUACCCCGGACAAGCAGUCAGCAGAUGCCUCCGAAGAUGGGCAAUGGGCACUAUCAAAAUCACCAAGAUGUUCAAUCUCCUUGGCAUAAACAGCAAAGUCACAUGCACCUGAUCCAACAGCACCAAGAAUGCCAGCAAUCUCUGUACAGGGCCAGCUCCCUCGGAAGCAUCAACAGCCAGGAAUUGAACACUUCCUUCCAGAACCCUUCUAACGGUUCUCAUUACCCUCCUCAGGAUUACUCCCCACGCCUAUCCCGUAAGCAGAUGAACGAGAGCAACGGUUCCUGCCAUCACUGUGGACAGCUCCAACCAUCUCCCACACAUGGUGCUAAGCACUCAUUUCAACAAUCUGUAAUCAUGCAACAGAAUGAAAUGAAGAUGGGCUCAUCCCAUCAUCGCUCAAACUCUCAACCUGUGAACCUGACACCUGAUCAGGUCCAGGCCUUUGCCCGCAAGGCCUCCCUUCCUGGCUCCUUCAACCAGAUCAACAUCCAACGCUUGAUGGGUGCCCAAAACAAUCGUGUUCCAGGAUCACCUGAACCACGUACCAGACGCAAUGGCAUCUGUACCAACCCUAAGUUUCAACGAAAGGCAAACGUACCCCAAGGAAAUACUGGAUUAAACACUAGCCAAGGAAUGCUUAACCAAUCUGGGAUUAUUACAAAUGGAAAUGGAUUAUCAGCUCUGGAGAUUAAGCAAGCUGCUAAGAUUGGAUUUGAAGGGCCUUCCAGGAAUGGCUACAAGAAGGAGACACCCUUAUAAUGGUGAGUUAGUUUGUUAUUUUUUAUCAUUUGCAUUAUCAUUUUUAUUAUCAACAAAAUGGGUGUCCAAAAUGCAGACAUAAUAUUGAUUUAUUUCUGCCAAACCACCAACAUCUUCCUGAACCAGUGUUAUCUGUUGAUAAAUAUCAGCCUCUACAUUUUUAACCUGGUUUAAUUGUUGGUACUAUUUGUACUGUCUGAAUCAGAAUUAUUCCUCUCAAAUUGUCCUGACCCAAUUUGACCUAGAGAGCAUUUGAUGAAACUCAAUAGCCAGAAAUUUUCACUGACAAUGUGAGCAACUGAGAUCCUUGCAUCUAAUUGGUUCAGUACAGAAUAUUCAAUGAAAAUCACUGGCAAGUUGCCCCGACACGAAACGCUCCCCUCGACAACCAUUGGUCCUAUGACCGACUGUAUGGUGGUAACAAGAACCUUGACUCCUUUGUAAUCCCUCAAGAACGCCCUGUCUGCUCUUUGAGAUCAGUUACAUCUUAUAAGGUCAAGUUAUUGGUCACGUUUAUGUCCUUACCACCUGUAUACGGCUGCUGCUGACCUGAUAGGGUGUGGUAUGCCCAUCUGCCACAACCAAUCAUACUGCUGUAGCCCAUUCAGACUAAAGGAAAUGUAGUGGAAACUGCACUGUUUGAGCUAAAAAAGAAACUGAGAUUACAAUUUGUAUACAGUACUAGAAAGUAACCAGAAAUCUAUUAGGAAAAAUUGUUCAUACAUGUAUGUGAUAAGUUUCCUUCAAAAUAUUGCGUUUACAAACACAGUUUUGAUUAACAUGAAAUUGGUUUGCUGGUUUGCUCCAAAGAAGCUUGAAAUAUUGAGAAGACAUUGACCCCAUUGCAUGGAAGUCACUGUCUUGGUAACUUUGCUAUCCAAUGGUAACUUCCAUGAAAUCUUUCAUUGUUAUUGGCUGUUGAACAUUGUUACCAUUACCAUUGGAUGCCAAAGUUGCCAUGGUAGUAAUUUUUAUGAUAUGAGACCCUGACUAAAUCACUAAGGGUUUCCUUGUAUUAAAUGAGUAAUCUUUGCUGAAUUUAAGAGGCCAAUCAAUUUUGAUUUGAAACCCAGCCCUUAUAUUUCAAAGCUCUUCGACCACUGAGCCAUUGUACUUUCUCAGACAUUCGGGUGAGGAUACAAAAAUGAUUAUGCACAUUUUAUGCUGUAUGUCUGAUGAGAGAUGAAAGUCUGAACAUCUGGCUACCCUCAUUUACUUCUAGAAUCCCAGUACUAGUAGCCAAUAAAACUUCUAUGGGAUACAGGAAACUGCUUGUUGUUCAAAUUACAUGAUGCAACUGACAGUACUCUCGGUGAUGGUGCUUGUCUGCACUACAUGAAGGGGAAUAAAGAGGGGGGAAAUGAAUAAAAAUAGAAGGAAACUGACAAUUGUGUGAUUUCCUGUCAGAAUUGGAGUUAUGAUCUUGUUUGGUUUUGUCCCUACUCCCUUCCAAGAGUAGAAAUAAUUUUUCCCACGCUCGCUCAGGAGACAGUUAAAAGAAGGAAUGAUGCCUUUGACUUCGGUGACUUGACAUGAUGAUUUACACGGAGCAAUUGAAAUGGUCCCUGGGCCUAUUAUGCUGGAAUCUACAAGGAGUCCAGUAGUCAGCGUAAUGUUACAAAUUUGAGUUGAAUUCUAUCAAGCUCUUUAUUGUCCUGGGAAGAAUGGUCCAGACACGGCUCGGUGAAUCACUGACAUUCGAUGUAAUACCAAUUCAAAUCUGAAAACUCAAUUGAACUCAUUUGCAGAUUAUUCUAUUUGAUACAUUUGUUGAUAAGAGAAUUUGCAAUCUGUUAUGGUUUGAGGUCUGUAUCAACUUGAGAUUUUAAUUACUUUUGAUUUGAAGUUUUGAACCACAAUCUUUGAUCAGAUCUUCUGAUAGCAUUAUAUACUAGAAUACUUAUCUCAAUACUGUCAUUGAAUCUUAGUUCAAAUCCUAAAAAAAAAAGUACUAGAACUAGAAUAGACCAGUUAUUUUCAGAAAGGAAUUUGGCAGAAAUUCUAACAUGGGAUAAUUUGAUUUAUCUAGUCUGGCAAUUUUUAAUCUCAUGAUGUAAUUAUUGGUAUUUUGCAUUGCCCCCUUUCUCAUUAUCUUUCCCUUUCUAUCAUGCUCUCUUUCUUUGAAUAUGAUGCUGUCGCUCCCCUCUGCUUUGCUCUGUCCUUGUCUUUGCAGUAACUUUCUGCAUAGAAUCUUUCUCUUCUCAGACUUUUUUAAAUUUCACCAUGGAUCCCACUACUAGAAAGGAAUGUAGAGAAUCUUGUGUCACAUUUCAAUAGUUUCUCAUGGCAGGGUUUUGCUCACACUCUCCCAAACAAGAAGCUGAUCAAAGUCUGUUUGAAGCUUUUAUGUAGGAUCUAACAUUUUAAUAUUACAAAAAUAUG
This is a messenger RNA of Lytechinus pictus (painted urchin), 7573 nucleotides long. RefSeq names its product ankyrin repeat domain-containing protein 50-like. Bases 425 to 5191 code for a protein of 1588 amino acids. The transcript has 2 exons. Gene Ontology annotation, molecular function: protein binding. The record is from RefSeq and is a predicted model, not a curated record. NCBI's taxonomy places the organism in Eukaryota, Metazoa, Echinodermata, Echinoidea, Temnopleuroida, Toxopneustidae.